AUGCCUGAAGAUUACAUGUCGAUGCUGCGGAGCCUACCUGAUGAGGAGGCAAAAGUCAAGGGACCUGCUGUUGGGGUUGCCACGGUUGACUUGACUGUCACAACCGGGCCGCCUCGUCAUCUUGCCUCUGGUAUUCUAUACGGUAUACCUGACAAGCCUGAUCAGAUUCCUGAUAGGUUUUAUAAAGAGAUCGGUUUUAAUUAUGGUCGAGGUGGAGGAUCUCAGCUUCCAAACACCAGAGGCUAUGCUGUUAGCAACGAAGAUUACAAGGCUCGCUUCUCAUCAGCGUUGAGUAAUUACAAGACAACCCGAAAGCACGGGGGAAAGUUUAUCUACCUUCUUCCUGCCCUUUGGGGGGCUGAUGGAGGCCAGUCUGAGAACUUUGAGUACCCCGGUGACAAUAAUGAUUGGACACGUUGGGAUGCCUUCCUGGAGCAAACACUAAAGAACAUCCAAGACUCUGACAUGACAGAUGGUCUUGUCAUUGAUAUCUGGAAUGAGCCCGAUUUAUCAUUUUUCUGGGGUGCUUCGAAAGAGCAAUGGCUUUCACUUUGGUCUCGUACUGUCAGGAAGGUCAAGGAAACACUCCCUUCAAUCAGGAUAGCAGGUCCAAGCAUAUCCGCAAUUCCAACCACUGCCCACGAAUGGUGGAACGGCUUCCUCUCUGAGUGCCUGAAGAACGAUACUCUCCCUGACCAAUGGGCGUGGCACAUGGAGAGUGGUAACGACUGCGAUACCAUAGCCGGGUCGAUGAAGACAUUCCAUGAACUGCUAGCCAAAUUCGAUAUCCCUCUGGACAGGGCGCAGGAUGUUAACCUCAACGAGUACGCUGUCUACGGCGAACAGGUACCGUCUGCGGGUGCCUGGUGGAUCGCAGGUCUCGAACGCGAAAAUGCUCAUGGGUUGAGAGGGAACUGGGCCAUUGCAGGCGCUCUGCAUGACUUCCUUGCUGGUCUGUUGUGCAAGCCGAACGCUGCCGACGGACAGUACCAAAUUGAAGGUGAAGGAUACUGGCCCACGGCAGAGUACCAAGUAUACAAGUACUAUGGCUCUGAUAUGACAGGCCAACGCGUCAAGACAACCCCAACCCCGGACAGUUUCCUUGAUGUCUACGCAACAAAAGACGCAAACGUUAUCCGCAUUCUUGCCGGAACUCGCUCCAGAUCUGGUGACUGGGCGAUCGAGGUGACAGGUUUGCCGGGAAAUGUUGAAGUUAAGAUUAAAACUUUGGCUUUCAAGGUAGCGGGUGAAGAUAAGCUCAAAAGGGUCGAUGGUCCUGAGCAUUUGGGGGAGUCGACGCAAGUUGCCGAAAAUGGUAGUCUGAGACUGAAAAUGGAGCAUGGAGACACGACGACUGCUUAUGCUUUUGAGCUCACGCUUCCGAAGGAAUAA
Messenger RNA from Fusarium pseudograminearum CS3096, 1392 nucleotides. RefSeq lists its product as uncharacterized. The record is from RefSeq and is a predicted model, not a curated record. The coding region runs from base 1 to 1392 and encodes 463 amino acids. The transcript is spliced from 4 exons. Lineage: Eukaryota; Fungi; Ascomycota; Sordariomycetes; Hypocreales; Nectriaceae.